This is a messenger RNA of Letharia lupina, 732 nucleotides long. RefSeq lists its product as uncharacterized. The record is from RefSeq and is a predicted model, not a curated record. The coding region runs from base 1 to 732 and encodes 243 amino acids. Lineage: Eukaryota; Fungi; Ascomycota; Lecanoromycetes; Lecanorales; Parmeliaceae. The transcript has a single exon.
AUGCCUGACGCAUGGGACGAUGACUGGAUAGCCAAAGGCGAUUCGUCACCUUCUAAGACUGAGCCUGCCCCAAUUAGCACAAAGACAUCCAAAGCAGAACGACGGGCGAAGCAGGCCGAAUUCAACCGUCAGCUAUGGGAAGAUGCUGAAGACCCGCAAGACAACUUCUUCCUCAAGUCUCGGGACAUCGUACCACUCAAAUCGGAGUUCAGACCUGCUAUGAAGGUGCUGAGCAGGAAGCCGGAGAAGAGCUCAGCAACUAAUGUGGAGGGAAUUGGUCAGCUGAAUAUCGAUGACGACGAUGAGAGCGAAGAUGAAAAUAAGAAGCAUCAUUUGACUGCUGAGGAACGGCGGGAGAAAGCUCAAAGGGAGAGGGAAGAGAAGCAGAAGAAGUAUGAAGAAGUGAGGCAGAAGCUGUUUGGCAACGAUCAGUCCUCGUGUGCCACUGCUGCAUCUGGUCCAAGGAAUAACACCUCGAAAAACAGCUCCCCCUCCCGGAACCAAAGCAGGAAUAAGACUAGCAGAGACAGUCGACCUUCGUCAUCUGCGAGCAACCAGACUGGGCGGUUGUAUGAUCCUAAUGAUACAGGCAAACCAGGGGUGUCCUCAGUUCUACGGAAAGAGACGAAAGCAGAGCCAAAUGAGUUACAGCCUAUCAGAUCUCCACGAGCCCCUGAUAAUAGUGGCAGAGGGGGUUUUGGAUUCGCUCCUCGAGGCGGCAAGCCUGCUUGA